Arvicola amphibius (Eurasian water vole) is the source of this 3990-nucleotide messenger RNA. It is a transcript of the gene Klf17, whose product is annotated as Kruppel like factor 17. The transcript is spliced from 5 exons. The coding region runs from base 320 to 1588 and encodes 422 amino acids. Lineage: Eukaryota; Metazoa; Chordata; Mammalia; Rodentia; Cricetidae. Gene Ontology annotation, molecular function: DNA-binding transcription factor activity, RNA polymerase II-specific; RNA polymerase II cis-regulatory region sequence-specific DNA binding. Gene Ontology annotation, biological process: regulation of transcription by RNA polymerase II. The record is from RefSeq and is a predicted model, not a curated record.
CAGCCCUAGAUGUCCUGGAACUUGCUCUGUAGACCAGGUUGGACUGGAACUCACAGAGUUCGCCUGCCACUCUCUCCUGAGUGCUUGGUUUAAAGGCGUGUGCUACCUCUCCAUCCUAGGACAGGAUCUGGAAGACCGGAAUGGCUAGCUCAAUGGGACGACGGUGGGAAACAACAGAUAAUUGGUUGUCACUUUUCUGGACACUGAGCAGAGACUCUUUCGACUUCUACUCUGGACUGAUUUGUUUUUCAGCAGAUCAUCACUGGACAAAACCAUUAGACUGGUAGAUGCAGCUGACCCAGACCCUGGCUGGAGGAACAUGUUGGACUCUUUGGUAUCUGCUUCAGGUAAACCAGGUACCUUCCAAUGUAGCUGGGAUUGUGGCGUAGUGGUGUUAGGACCCUUCCCUGUGACGGCACCAGUCUCGCUAGGCUCACCUCUGGUCCAAAGUUGCGCCCAGGCCGACAUGGAGCAGGAAGAGGAGUGGCAGGCUGCGCACGAGCCUCCCAAGGAUAAUGAGAAGCCGGCACCAACGCUGCAUCUAUCAGUGCCUUCUGGGAACGGCGGAGUUCAUCAGCCGCCCACUCCAGCCGCCACUCCACAUGUAUCCAAUAUGUCAAGGCCGUAUAUGUUAUCUGCUGAGGAGUCCAGGCAGAGUGAGGGUGAAGGGGGGUCACAGGUCAUUCUGUCCCUACCUGAGCAUGGUGUGAGGUACUCCUCCCCACUGCCUCCUACACCUUCCCAGAUGUAUCAUCAGCCACCGUCUGUCCACCAACCAGGCAGACUGAUUGACACGGGAUCCCACAUGAUGUCCUUAGGGAGUCCAGGUACUCUGGUGGGAGUGAACAUAGCCUUCAGUGAGAAUCUGAUGCCUCACAGUGGCCUGCUAGGCUCAGCUUCCAGCGGCGUCCCAGUAGUGCCUUAUUCUGUCCCUUCAACAGUACCUGCUACCACAGGCUCUUUAAAUAAUGGAAUAUUGCUGGUUCAAAGCAUGGCUCCCAGCGGGGCCUGUGCCAUAGCUCCCUCGAUGGAUCGGAUGCUGCACUUAAAUCCCUACAAUCUUGGGAUGCCCUCAGCGAGGCUUCAGCCAUUGCUGACUUUAGAUUCCCAGGACUCGCUUGUGACACAGUCAAAUUCCCAGGAAGGACCUUUGGUAUCUGAGCAGCCCACACCUAGUCCACAGGGUUCAGAGAGCCCCAGUACUUCAGGAGAGGCAUCUGGGAGGCCACCUCCAGCUUCAAGGCCUUAUGUCUGCCCAUAUGAAAACUGCGGGAAAGCUUACACCAAGCGCUCUCACCUCGUGAGUCAUCAGCGUAAACACACAGGUGAGAAGCCGUACGUGUGUGACUGGGAAGGCUGCACGUGGUCUUUCUUCCGCUCUGAUGAGCUCGGGCGACAUAGACGGAUCCACACCAGAGACCGACCACAUAAAUGCUUGGAGUGCGGCCGACAGUUCAUGAGAUCCGACCAUCUCAAGCAACACCAAAAAACUCAUCAGCGCAUGCCAGACUUCCCGACACCUCAGGCCAACAGCGAACAGAUGGACGGACAGCUCGGUGGGCCUCUUGCUCCUGGUCAGGGGCUUUAGCUCCUUUUCCUGGAUUCUCUAAACUAAGACCCUGCUGCCCGAGACUGGGUCAUCUCUGGGGUAGACGAAAGUUCAGAUGGAGACAGGAAGUGGUGGGGAAGCUCACAUGAAACUCUUGACACCAUCGUGGAUUCCUCAAAAUCUGGUGCCUCUCAGGAAUUAGUGACUUCUGCCAUUUAGCCAGAUGAGAAGACGGAGCCACAGACUGUACUUAAUUAGAAAGCUUUUCUCUUAUCUGUCAACAGCAGGGAACACUCUCAUGCCUGCCUGUUCCCUGAAACCGUGUUCUCUCCCUGGGUCUUCCACAGUGUCCAGGGCCAGACCAUGGAAAAGACAUCUUAGUAUUAGAAGGUACUGAAAACAUUCUGUGCCCUGCAUCAGGCUCCUGCUGGCCUUCACCAUCCAUAUGCCCAGAGUUUCUCCUCCCAGGUCUUAACCGGAGUGCUCCACUACAGGACGUGACAUCUGGCCUUCAAUGGGGCCACCAAAACCAAGCCAAAAUCAGUCUCAAGGACACUGAUAGUCAUGGGGGAAACUCCCGGAAAGAGAUUUCAGAGAGACAGGUAGUGAUUCUCUCUAUCCCCAUGAAUUGUUGCAAGUAUUGCUUGUCCCCGACAGCAGUCUGGGGAGACCUCCCGAGCAGCCUGCAGACACGCCCUUCAAGGCUGGCCAUGAAGCAGUGCCCAUCAUGAAAACGUGUCUGCCUUGGGCCACUGUCCAUUCCUUCCGUUCCACUUGCUCUUCCUAACCUUAGUGUUGAAUGUCCCCAAUAAACGCAGUGUUUGUGCUGUUUAUAAAUUGGUGUGGGGAAUGGGAAGGCUCAGGACAAAUCCCACCAUAAUACAUCCUCUCUACCUGGCCCAGGUAUCAGGUUGCAGGUUUUCAUUUAUGUAUUUUUUUUUUAAAAAAGUAUAUUUAUUGUGUGUACUCGUGUGGAGGUCAGAGACAACUUUGGGGAGCCAGUGAUUUUCUAGCAUGUGUGGCCCUGGGAUUGAAUUCAUGUUGUCAGUCUCGGCAGCAAGCGCCUUUCUUGUUGGCCUUUGUUUGGUUUUGCUUUUGAGAAAGGGUUUCACUGUGGUACCCAGGCUGAGUUGCAGGUGUGAGUGCCCACCCAGUUUCAGGCUGCCUCCCCUCCCUUCCCCUCUGGUUCUGAGGAACAAUAAGUGUUCUGGUGGUUCACCCUGGCUGUCUUCUGGAUUCAGUUGGCCAUUUUACUGAGCAUUAAGCUAACAGAAAGGAGCUAGGCCUUAAGUCAUCCUCUUUGUAGGAGCUCAAUAAAGGUUUAAUAAGUUGAAAAAAAAGAUAAGGAGCUUGGCCAAGCCACCCAGUGGCAGAGCCAGAACCCCAAAUAUCUCUGCUCCCAAAGUGGGUUUCUUCCCUAAGAGCUGGCACCUUCCAUAGGUGUUCGAUAGACCCAGACCCAGUCCUAUGCCAGGUGACUCCAUCUUACACUUAAGGGACCAUGUUGGGCUCACUAAUUCACAAGCCUCCACAAUACAACACAUGGGUGUGCGGGCACAGAGAAAGGAUGUACCAGGAAGAACAGGCCUCAGUGUCUGAGCCAGACUUUAACCAUGGAGGCUUAGCCUUGCCUCAUUCCCAGACACCCUUGGUUGAGCGUCCUGAGCACUGAAGAGUUAGGCAUGGCCACUCUGAUGUUAAGGAGCAGCAAAGACCAGAACUGGCCUCUGCCCGUGGAUGUCGGAAGCUGCUGUUAGAAGCGGAUGUGUUAGCCUGGAGUGGUGGUACGUGCCUGGAAACCCGGCACUCAGGAGAUGAGAGACAGAUUCGUUCCCUAUUGUGAUGUCUACCAUGUAUGAAAACUGUCUUUUACCUUUGACAAUUUUGCCUGGAUGUGUAUCACAGUGCAUGAACGGAGGUAGGUGACAGCUCCCCAGAGUUUCCCUCCUAUCCUGGAGGUUCCAGGGGCUAAACUCGGGUCUUCAGGCUUGGUGGCAAGCAACUUUAUUACCCACUGAGCCAUGCUGCAGGCCCAUAUAUGGAAUUGUGGGAACAGGUCUUACGUAGCCCCAAACUGGGUCUGAACUAUGUCACCAAGGAUAAUGUAUUCUUUCUCCAAGCGCCAGGAUUACAGGUGUGUGCCAAAGGCACUGUUGUGGUGCUGGGGAGAGACCAGGGCUUCAGGAAUGCUAGCCAAGCACAGGACACCAAACCACAUCUGCCGUGGAAAGCUUGUAUCCAUGGAUGCAAUUUAAAGAACACAUAUUUGCCCUUUUUAGUCACCUGAGUCAAAGCAUUCAUUUAUGUACAGAGUCUCCUUUUAUCCUCCAGAGACGUAACCCCUCUUGGAUCUUGGUAAGGCUGGUGGUGUUGCAUUGAUCACAUAUGGAUCCAUUGCUAAGCAAAACAGUGAUUGGUUUUGUAUGGUUUUACUGUUUUUA